Anopheles darlingi is the source of this 1037-nucleotide messenger RNA. Its product is annotated as hydroxysteroid dehydrogenase-like protein 2. Bases 108 to 962 code for a protein of 284 amino acids. Gene Ontology annotation, cellular component: mitochondrion. The record is from RefSeq and is a predicted model, not a curated record. NCBI's taxonomy places the organism in Eukaryota, Metazoa, Arthropoda, Insecta, Diptera, Culicidae. The transcript is spliced from 4 exons.
CCUCUGCUAGACGGUGCAAAGAUAACGCAGUUCCAAGUCAUUCUUCGUCCGUCAACCGUGCGGUAAGCACUACAAACAGGUUUAAAGGUCAUCGACGCAACUUCGCGAUGCAAAACACAGGGAAACUAGCAGGGCUAACGCUCUUUAUCACCGGUGCUUCGCGGGGUAUCGGUAAAGCGAUCGCUCUGAAGGCAGCCCGAGAUGGUGCGAACAUCGUGCUAGCUGCCAAAACGGCCGAACCGCAUCCUAAGCUGGAGGGAACGAUCUAUACGGCGGCAGCAGAAAUUGAAGCUGCCGGUGGUAAGGCGCUGCCGUGCGUAGUCGAUGUGCGCAGUGAAGAAGCGGUUCGGGAUGCCGUGCAAAAAGCGGUCGCCAAGUUCGGUGGCAUCGACAUCCUCGUAAACAAUGCCAGCGCAAUCUCGCUUACCGGAACGGAGCAGACGGACAUGAAACGCUACGAUCUGAUGCACAACAUCAACACCAGAGGAACGUUUCUAGUGUCCAAAGAGUGUCUGCCGUAUCUGCGCAAAAGCAAGCACGCGCAUAUCCUGAAUAUUUCGCCCCCGCUUAGCAUGGAUCCACGCUGGUUCAGCAAUCACGUUGCGUACACGAUGGCCAAGUACGGUAUGUCGAUGUGUGUGCUCGGUAUGGCCCGGGAGUUUGCCGAUGCCAAGAUCUCCGUCAAUGCUGUGUGGCCCCGAACGCUCAUCUAUACCGCUGCCGUUGAGAUGCUGCAUGGCAAGGAUAGCUUCGAAUACUCUCGCAAGCCGGACAUUAUGGCUGAUGCGGCCUAUGCGAUUCUUUCUCGCGCCCCGGGCACGAGUACGGGCAAUUUCUACAUCGAUGAUGAGCUGCUAGCCGAGGAGGGCAUCAAGGACUUUAAGCAGUACGCCUGUGUACCAGAGAAUGCUCUGAAGCUAGCGCAGGAUAUCUACGUGGAUGACCCGAAGUCGAAGCUUUAAAAGUAAGACAAUGUAUUUAGAUAAAUCAUUGUAAAGUCGGGGAAUAAAUGGAAUGGUUUUACCAUGCGUGGGUAA